This is a messenger RNA of Pleuronectes platessa (European plaice), 7720 nucleotides long. RefSeq names its product polycystic kidney disease protein 1-like 2. Gene Ontology annotation, biological process: detection of mechanical stimulus. NCBI's taxonomy places the organism in Eukaryota, Metazoa, Chordata, Actinopteri, Pleuronectiformes, Pleuronectidae. The transcript has 39 exons. Gene Ontology annotation, molecular function: protein binding; carbohydrate binding; calcium ion binding. Gene Ontology annotation, cellular component: membrane. The record is from RefSeq and is a predicted model, not a curated record.
AUGUGCCGCGCAGCCCUGGAGCUGCUGAUCCUGGUAACACUCGGCUGUCGGUCAAGUGCCGGAGAUGCUUCCUGCCCAGAACCUCAGAGGGCCUUUCAAGGCUCCUGCUUUGAGUUUGUAGCUCACCAUCGCUCCUUUGUCGGUGCUCAAGCCUGGUGUGAGGAGAGCGGAGGACACCUUGCAUUCAUUCCUGAUGAAAACACUCAAUAUUUCCUCCAGAAGCACCUGGACCCGCAGAGGGACAUGUGGAUUGGAGUCGCACGUGCUGCCUCUCUGAACGAGCAGGAUUCUGCCACAGCUGAAGGUCCUCUCUCCUGGUUGGAUGAUUCACAUAUCACCUUUUCAAACUGGGCCAGCAGCCCAGAGCCUGGAGCGGCUUGUGGACACAUACUGAAACACUCAGGCUUCCAGUGGGCAGCCACAGGAGACUGCGACAGAAAGCUGAGCUUCAUGUGCCAGUUUGAGUCUAGGAGAGCCAUCGUGUGUGCGGGCCAGACCAUCGCUCUGCAAUGUGCUUCUGGCCAAGUGCUGGUGAUAGACGGUGGAUUCUAUGGUCGCAAGAAUGUUCAUUACUGUCAGUCCACAACCUCCACAGCAACGACCUCCUCACGGCAGUGUGGCUGGGUGAAUGUUGUGGAAUCGCUUACAGCCCACUGUCAGGGCCGUCAGGUUUGCCAGAUUGCCGAAGCUGGGAAGUCCUUUGGUGAACCCUGUCCUCCGCUGGGGAAUUACCUGUCGGUGGAUUACCACUGCGAAGAGGGGUUCACGAUGACAAUGAACACGUCGGCUGCUGUUUUUACUGACGUCACCAUCAUCAUUAAGUGGCUCUUAACACCGUCACGUGGAAAACCUCUGUGCCGCCUGAGCACCGGAGAUGGCCACGUUUUCCAUGUGGACAGUCCAGUGGGGUUGGAGAGCAGACUGAUCCACAGAUAUACUCACCCGAGCACGUGUGUUGUGGCGGUUGACUGCACCAGCGGUGACAUGCACGUCACGUCGCAGAAAAUAAUUACCAUCAUGGAGCCGGUCACAGACAUCCGUGUCACCAGGUGCUACGCUGGAACGCAGACUUUCCAUGCAACCGACUGCAGAGCGCUGUAUGGACGAGCCUUUCAAAUGCAAAUGGCAGUAAAAACAGGUCUAAAUAUAAGCUACAGAAUCCAGAGUGAGGAGACUGUGUUCCUCGGUUUCUUUGUGGUCAAAGGAAACGUUUCUCAUAACAUCAGCGUGACUCCAGAGAUGGUGAAGCAGCUCGGGCCCGGCUGCCACCAGCUCACGAUCUCUGCGUCUAACAUGGUCACGUUCCCUGAAGUGUCCACAGAGCUGCAGGUGUGUAUUCUGGAGCAAGUGGCCGGGCUCCAGGCGUCCGUGUUGACAGAUGACUGUCUACAUUCUUCAGAUAUUGCUGUUGCCGUUUCCCUGGAACAAGGAGCCCCUGCACUGCUCCUCUUCUCCCUGACAGGAGACAACAGCAUCUCAUUCUACGAGACCAGAGACAUGGAUGCAAGGAAAGCCAUCUUUCAUAUUAGUCACCCAAUUCAAGGAGGAAAAGAGUAUGAAAUGAAAAAAUACACAAUAAAGAUAGAAAACUCUGCCUCGACUGAACCACCUGCCACUGUUACGACAGCAGCAGCAGGAGUCAUCACAGCCGCUCCGCCCACUACAGUACCCGUCACGAUCAGUGCCUCUACGAUCAGUGCUACGCCGAACCCUGGAACCCCGAUCAGUGCUACACCGAACCCUGGAACCACGAUCGGUGCUACGCCGAACACUGGAACCACGAUCAGUGCUACACCGAACCCUGGAACCACGAUCGGUGCUACGCCGAACCCUGGAACCACGAUCAUUGCUACGCCGAACCCUGGAACCACGAUCGGUGCUACGCCGAACCAUGGAACCCCGAUCAGUGCUACGCCGAACCCUGGAACCACGAUCGGUGCUCAACCAAACACGGCCACCACGAUCAUUGCUACGCCGAACACUGGAACCACGAUCAUUGCUACGCCGAACCCUGGAACCACGAUCGGUGCUCAACCAAACACGGCCACCACGAUCAUUGCUACGCCGAACACUGGACCCACGAUCAUUGCUACGCCGAACCCUGGACCCACGAUCUUUGCUACGCCGAACACUGCCACGGAAAGUGCAACCUCAAUCACCAUUACCAUUCCUGCAACCACUGGUCCACCAGUGUCCGGCGGCUCUUCUGAAACCCUCUCGUGUAGCAUAUCGCCAUCGAGUGGAACAGUCCUCGAUGCUUUUGAUAUAACCUGUGAGAGUAAAAUCUCCUGCUUGAGUUGUCAAUAUUGUUUUAAGGCUGACGGUAAUCAUCUGCGUUGCAGCGAUAACAAAGCCGUGGCAUUCGUCUUCCUUCCUCUUGGAGACAACAGUAACAACUAUAACCUGAUUAUCACCGCAACUGUAAAAAAUGACAACUUUGUUGCAAGCACCACCUUAACAGCACAGGUUGGUCAAAACCCUGAUGGUUUGAAAAAAAACUCCGGCGCUACAGUGGAUGAUCUGAAGUCGACAGUGGAGAAUGCUGUGGCACAGCUGAAGAAACAAGGUCUCCUGUCAGGAGAGACCAUCGGACAAAUCAUCGGUUCUGUGUCCGACAAACUCAGCAGUCAAUCGGGGGAAUCGGGGAAAGCUGAAAGGGAACAGCUUCGGGAGCAGAUGCUGCACAUGUUGACUGAUGCAGUGAAGGACGUUCCCAUCAAAACUCCACAAGAGGUUCAGGUGGUCGCCAGAAGUCUGACUGCUGUCAUCGCCAAAGAAGUCAACUCCACUGCUCAGGAGGAAGCCUCUUUAUUAUUAGUGAACCUCAGCUCGUCCCUGCUCCACAUGGAUGUGAGCAACAGUGAAGAAAGCAAGAAGGAAAUGCAAAGUGCAGCCAGCAGCAUUCUGGAAGGAGCGAGCAAUAUCCUGGACAACUCUUCCAAUAAAAACGUCUCUGAUGCUCUUCUCGUCAUCCUGAACAAUAUCCAGAGUGCACUGUUGAUACACCACGCUAAUAACAAGGGGCCGACUGUUAUCCGGGAAAAUAAUAUUGUUGUUUAUGUCAAUAGAGUGACUCCAGGAAGUUUGCACAUGGAGCCUUUAACGUUUCCCAACUGUUCCUGCCCCUCGUUUUCUCUCCCGACCCUACCCUCCAACAUAUUACCUCCAGAUGAAUCAGUGGAUUUACGAAUGCUGAGUUUGGAUAAAAAUCCAUUUUCCUGGAACGAGGGAGGGAACAUCAGCAGCCAAAUUGUUUCUCUGUCCCUCACAAGAGAAGAUGGCUCCACUAUCCAUUUAAAGGAUUUAAGUGAGGAUGUUGAGAUUCUGCUGCCAACGCCUGAUGGGAGUCAGGUGAACACCUCAGUUCUGGAUCUGGGAAACUACAGCACCACGAUCAUUGAAAUUCCUUCAGCGGACUCUACGCUGGUGUUAAAGAUGAUGCCUUCAGAAGAUCCAUUACCCUUCAAGCUGCUCCUUGGCUAUAUGAGCUACCCCACUGAGGACAGUUACGUAGCAAUGACAGAGAUGCCUCAAGAGGGAAAAACACAAGAGGAGAGAUACACGUGGCUUGUAGACGCAAAGAAGCUCCAGAUGGAAACUGGGGUGCACUAUCUUGUUGUGAGGCCCAUUGUAGGACCAGGCAUAAAAUCCAUCAAUGCCACUUUGUCCAUCAUCUCCAUAUCUGUUGCGUGUACAUUUUGGAAUGAAUCAACGCUGGAAUGGAGCGGCAAAGGAUGCAGGGUGGGUGCACAGACGACCCAUUUAGUCACCCAGUGCUUCUGCAACCACCUCACCUUCUUCGGAGGCUCCUUCUUCGUCACCCCCAACCUCGUGGACGCGUCCCGCACCGCUGAGCUGUUUGGGACCUUCGCGGAGAACCCUGUGGUCGUGUGCUUCGUGGGUUCACUCUUUGUGGCUUAUCUCCUGGUGGUUGUGUGGGCUCGACGCAAAGACAUCCAAGAUGCGGCCAAGGUGAGGGGGUCAGUGCUAGAGGACAAUGACCCCAUGGACGAGUAUCGAUACCUGUUAUGUGUCAGCACUGGGCAUCGGAGAGGAGCCUCCACUUCCUCUCAGAUAACACUAACCCUGCUGGGUGCUGAUGGAAACAGCGAGCCACACCACCUGACAGAUCCAAAGAAGUGCGUGUUUGAGAGAGGGGCGGUGGACAUGUUCCUGCUCACGACACCCUUCUCACUGGGAGAGCUGCAGGGCGUCCGGCUGUGGCACGACAACUCAGGCAGCCAUCCUGCAUGGUAUGUCGGCCAUGUCAUGGUGCAGGAUGCACAGACGGACCAGAAAUGGCAUUUUCUGUGUAACUCCUGGUUGGCCAUAGACGUGGGAGAUUGUUCCCUUGAUAAAGUUGUCCCUGUCUCCACAGAGACAGAUUUGAAGAGUUUCAGUAAUUUGUUCUAUAUGAAGACGACAAAGGAUUUGAGCGAUGGACACCUCUGGUACUCUGUGAUCAGCCGCCCGCCGAGCAGCACCUUCACCUGUGUGCAGAGAGUGUCCUGCUGCUUCUCCCUGCUGCUCUGCACCAUGCUGACCAGCAUCAUGUUCUACGGCAUCCCCACGGACCCGUCUGAGCAGACCAUGGACCUGGGUCACUUUGAGUUCACGUGGCAGCAGUUCAUGGUUGGAGUUCAGAGUUCACUCAUCAUGUUUCCAGUGAACAUCCUCAUCGUUGGCAUCUUCAGAAACACUCGUCCUCGUGAGACGUCGUGCUGCAGACGCAGAGCAGAACAACCGGAUGACGGCUCCUCACAGACCGCCUCCACCCAGAUGAAUGACCACGUCACUUUAGACUCUAUUGCCAAGGACAUUAAGAGAAUACUCCGCUCAUUCUCCAAGAGCAUGAAAAGCAACAUCCCAUCUACAGAGUCCGAGCUCGGGCCUGAACAACCAGCUGACAUCGAUGCUCUCCUCUCUGUGGUGAAGGAUUACAUCAGACAGAUUUAUGAAACCAGUGACGAAGCAGAGUCGAGCACAGAGAUUGUUCCUGACGUGGCUCAGCCUCAGGAAGCAGAUUCAGAAAGCGGAGGCAGUGUGCAGCCUGUGAUAGACGUGGAGGGCGUUCAGAAGAGCAACAGAACCCGGUAUCUGUACCGGCAGAUGUGCCACAUCGACAGAGCGCUGGGCCUGCUGGGCUCGUCCGGCUUCCCGAGCCCACACAGCUACAGCCGGGCUCUGCAGCAGGUUCAGGGCAUGAAGGUCUUCCUUGAAGAUCAGCUCCUCGCGUCCAGCAGCGCCAGCCCGGAUGAACUCAGCUCUAGUGGUGACGGUCAGAAGAAGAAGGAGAAGAAGAAGGGCUGCUGUCAUGGAGGGCUGCCCUGGUGGUUCAUCUUUGUCGGCUGGCUGCUCGUGAUAGCUACCAGUUCCGUAGCAGGAUUUUACACGAUGCUUUACGGUUUGAAAUUUGGGAAGGAUCGCUCCUGCAGCUGGUUGGUGUCCAUGAUCGUGUCCUUCUUUCAGAGCAUCCUCAUCAUUCAGCCUCUGAAGGUGCUGUGUCUUGCAGCCUACUUUGCACUGGUCAUAAAGAAAGUUGACGAGGAAGAUUUUCAAAAUGUGGCAUUUGACUCAAAAGCAGGUAAAAAAAAAUGACCCACUAUAAAAUCUCUUGACCAACACACGCUCCGACAGGACAGGAGUGUUUACCAGCCGCCUCCUCCUGGAGACGUUGAGAGGAUGAAGAGGAUCAAGAUGAUUGAGCAGAAGGCCUUUGCCCUCUUCAGAGAGAUUUUCAUCUACACAGGCUUCAUGUGGAUGCUGCUGCUGGUGGCGUACGGCCAGAGGGAUCCCAAUGCCUUCCACCUGAACCAGCACAUCAGGAACAGCUUCAGUCCAAGCACCUCACAGAGCAUGAGUCUCAGGGACGUGUUCACCUGGGCCAACACGUCUCUGCUCAGUAACCUCUUUGGAGUUUAUCCAGGAUUUAUCACGGAUGGAAACUCGAAGCUGGUGGGAAACGCUCGUCUUCGUCAGCUGAGAGUGAAGAAGAGCUCCUGUCAGAUCGCGGGCUCCAUGCUGCAUCUGGUGCCGGACUGCCACGCACCGUAUUCAUGGGAGGUGGAGGACAUGGACUCCUAUGACUCUGGUUGGAACCAGUCUCUGGGGGAUAACACCACGCUGAGCUCCCCCAGCCCCUGGACGUACCAGACUCAGGCCCAGCUCAGGUCCUACCCGGUGUGGAGCAAAAUGGUGCUCUACAGGGGGGGGGGCUUUGUAGCGGUGCUUGGCCCUGAUUUGGAGAAUGCCAGCAGAACCAUCGAGUAUCUGUUCAGGAACAAAUGGCUGGACACGUACACACGGGCAUUCUUUGUAGAGUUCACCAUUUACAACGCCAACGUCAACCUCUUCUGCAUCGUGACUCUCUUACUGGAGACUGCAGCUGCUGGGGCGUUUCAGUUCCACAGCGAGCGGCAGAGUGUCCGACUCUACCAGUCCACUGGGAACCUCUACAUCUUCGUCAUGGCUGCCGAGAUCAUAUACCUGCUUUUCAUCAUCUAUUACAUGUUUGUGCAGGGCAAAUUAAUGAAGCAGCAGCGGUGGAGUUACUUCAGCAGCAAGUGGAACCUCCUGGAGCUGUCAAUCAUCUUAUUGAGCCUGAGCGCCUUGGCUGUUUUCAUAAUGAGGACCCUGCUCGGAGACCGUGAUGUGACCUACUACCAAAACCACAAAGACCAAUUUCCCAGUUUCUACGAGACGGCCUACACAGACUCCGUGCUUCAGUAUCUGAUCGCCUUCCUGGUGCUGCUCGCCACCGUCAAACUGUGGCACCUGCUCCGGCUCAACCCCAAGAUGUACAUGGUCACCGCCACGCUGCAGAGGGCCUGGGGCGACAUCUCCGGCCUCCUCAUGGUCAUUGGGAUCAUGUUCAUAGCGUAUUCCAUUGCCUGCAAUGUGAUUUACGGCUGGAGGAUCUCAUCUUAUAAAACCCUGGGGGAUGCUCUCCUCACCAUCAUCAGCCUGCAGCUGGGCAUUUUUAACUACGGAGAGGUUUUGGACAACAGCCCUAUGCUUGGUGGAUGUCUCAUCGGCUCCUGUAUCGUGUUCAUGACGUUUGUGGUGCUCAACCUGCUCAUUACAGCCAUCCUCGUGGCCUUUAAGCAAGAGCAGCUCAAUCACAAGCCCUCAGAGGAGCAGGAGAUUGUCGACGUGAUGCUGAAGCAGAUCUACAGUUUCUUUGGGAUCAGAUGUAAAGAAACAAAAGAGGAAAGACUCUCGGAGCCUGAGGUGAACGGCAGCUCUGGCUCGAUCCUCCACAGCAGCGGAAAUAUCAAAUCUGUCGACCUCAACAUUUCUCAGACGUCUGAGAAACCAACAAAGUGAUAAACCCGUGAUGUAACAUAUCUUUGACUGUUAAUGAAAGUUACUAAAAUCCUGAUGCUCAUCUGUUCAUUAUACUUUGCUUUGUGUUAAUAUGUUAAUACUUACACAUAUGACUUUAAAGCACAUCAGGAAACAUACACACCUUUAGGCUAGGGAAUAUAUAUAUAUAAAUAAUUCUUAUUUGUUUAGGUCUGUAUUUGUUAUUAUUUUGUAUGUACUCUAUGUAUGUGGUUGUGUGUUUUUGUGUAGGUGUGUGUGUGAGCACUGUAUAAUUAAAUGUGUUCUGCCUUUCCUUCCAGUAAUCUGUACUGUGUCGAAGUGAUAUUUAAAGAAACCAUCAAGAUGUUCAAUCUUUGUUCAUCUGGAGACACACGUGUGGUAACCAUGUAGGCAG